GUUGCCUGAGUUAAGAAGGCGCCGAUGAAAUUCAAGUGUCCAUCCACGGACGACCUCGGUCUGUCCAUCAGCGCGCGAGGCGGGCGUUUCAGGGUGCGAGUGAGAGAGAGUCGCGUGGAGGCACGGAGGCGCGCGCAUGAAGAGUGACACGCGAACGAGGGGGAACGGGGGCACGCGCACGACCACACUUUUGUCUUUUUUUUGGACCUUCGCAGAAAACGCAACUUUGUUUUUUUUUUUUUUUUUUUUUUCUUCUUUUUUUUGUUUCCCUUGUCCCCAGCAAACAUAAGGUCUUAUUCUAAUUUCGUGGUGAAGGGACGCGCGUGUCUCUAAGUCCCGCGUGAGGAGCCAGUCUAGACAGAGAACUUGUGGAGGAGACGGGCGUGGACCGCAAGGGCAGGAGUGCAGGAACACCCUGAGAACAUAGCAUCAUCACUAUUAACAAACGCACGCACACACACACAAAAAAAGACACGUAUUUGCGUAGCUGUGCGUCUUUAACUGAAAGCGUGUGUUAAUUGACAGUUCAAUUUAUUGCCUCUUUUCUGACGUCCCCGAAACACCGGGAAGAAACGAAAAGUUGCCAUGGAAACCGUUCUGCUCUUCCUCUGUUCUCUCCUAGUAUAUGUUGUGGCGCGUUCUGAUCCCAACGCACAGGAUGGAAAAGAAAAGGAGGUGAAUCCAUUUGAUUAUGAUUAUGAGAGCCUUCGGAUUGGAGGGUUGGUGUUCGCUGUGGUGCUCUUCGCCUUAGGGGUCCUCCUCAUCCUCAGUCGGAGGUGCCGCUGCAGUUUCAACCAGAAGCCCAGGACCCCUGGGGAUGAAGAAGCUCAGGCAGAGAACCUUAUCAUCUCUAAAGCAAAAGAGGCUCCUAAAGCUGAGAACUGAAGUGACUGCUACAGGUGAGAAAACCAAACUGAAGAUCUGCACAUAUCUGCAUAUGUCUGACAUCGAACCAGGAUUGAUGAUGAUGAUGAUGAUGAUGAUGAUGCCGGUGCAUUGAUAGUGGAGGGACAGGGGAUGGAGGUGGCAGGAGGCGUACCAUGUAAAUAAACUAGCUACCUGUCCCGUGACCAGUGACCGUGUUCGCCUGUCUGUGCCCUGUGCGUCAGUGUGUCUGCAGUUUGCCUUGUUAGCCAGUGACAAUGUAGUAGAGUGUCUCUCACCUUCAGGCUCGCAAACCCUCUUACUGUGAUUAACCUCCUGUGUGAUUUAAUUUCCAGCUACUUUUGAUUUUGUACUUUUGUCAGUUACCCUCACUUCUAUGGUUGUCAGAAUUGUUAUAUUUUGCAAUAUAGAAUAUUAUGAAAUUAUAUAUUCAACAUGAAAACCACAAAUAUUUCUAAGAACACAAGU
This is a messenger RNA of Scleropages formosus (Asian bonytongue), 1353 nucleotides long. It is a transcript of the gene fxyd6, whose product is annotated as FXYD domain containing ion transport regulator 6. Bases 586 to 885 code for a protein of 99 amino acids. Gene Ontology annotation, cellular component: membrane. The transcript is spliced from 9 exons. Gene Ontology annotation, biological process: regulation of sodium ion transmembrane transporter activity. Gene Ontology annotation, molecular function: sodium channel regulator activity. Lineage: Eukaryota; Metazoa; Chordata; Actinopteri; Osteoglossiformes; Osteoglossidae. The record is from RefSeq and is a predicted model, not a curated record.